Messenger RNA from Fonsecaea pedrosoi CBS 271.37, 288 nucleotides. RefSeq lists its product as uncharacterized. The transcript has a single exon. The record is from RefSeq and is a predicted model, not a curated record. NCBI's taxonomy places the organism in Eukaryota, Fungi, Ascomycota, Eurotiomycetes, Chaetothyriales, Herpotrichiellaceae. The coding region runs from base 1 to 288 and encodes 95 amino acids.
AUGGCCCAAGGACAAAUCAAGAAAUCGUCCAAAUCCUCCACGAAACUCUCGGCCUCUGGAGGAAUCACCAAGAAGGGCUCGCGGACGAUAACCCCCAAAAAGGCGAAAUUGUUGAAGCAGGCCAAGUUGAACAAGAAAUAUACGGCGGGGCUCACCGCGAAGACAGAGGCCAUGCUCGGUGCACGUGCUGGACAUCUGGAAAUGCUGGGACAGACGAAGAAGAAGGACGGCGCCACUACAGCCAACGGCAAGGGAAAAGAGGGAAAGAAGAGUGGGAAGAAGGCUUGA